This is a messenger RNA of Chelonoidis abingdonii (Abingdon island giant tortoise), 664 nucleotides long. The record is from RefSeq and is a predicted model, not a curated record. NCBI's taxonomy places the organism in Eukaryota, Metazoa, Chordata, Testudines, Testudinidae.
CCAAUCCACACACUCAAGAGCGUGAGCUGAAAAGAUGACAAAAGAAUCAGAGGGGAAAGAUCCCCUCCUCUAUUUCUACUGCAUCAAAUUUGCUCUCUCUGCCUAUUCCACCCUGUUUUCGAUAAUCGGCUUGGUGAUCCUGUGCAUUGGCAUCUAUGCAGAAGUGGAAAGACAGAAACACAGAACCUUGGAAGGGAUCUUCCUAGCUCCAGCUGUGGUUCUCCUUCUGCUGGGCAUCACAAUGUUUGCUGUUUCCUUUAUUGGAAUGGUUGGGUCCCUCAGAGACAACAGGACGCUGCUGAAGAUGUUCUUCUGGGUUCUUCUGGUGAUCUUCAUCACUGAGGUGCUGUUGAUAUUCAUUGAAAUAAUCUUCGAAAAUAAGAUGAAUGCAGUUUUCCAUUCCAACAUCCAAGAGGGGAUUAGGCACUAUUAUGAUGAUCUGGAUUUCAAGAACAUUUUAGAUUUUGUACAAGAAAAGUUCUCUUGUUGUGGAGGUGAUGAAUACAAAGACUGGGAUGUCAAUCAGUACCAUUCAUGCAACGGCAGUGGUCCUCUGGCUUGCGGGGUUCCAUACACUUGCUGUAUCAAGAAGGUCAUGGAAGUGGAGCACAACCUGGUUAAAGCUGCCAGUGCAGUUAGCCUGGUGAUGCCAGCUGCCUGGUAG